AUGAAGUGGGCUCGUGAAAACGGGUGCCAAUGGAGUGCCAAUACAUGUGGGUCUGCUGCAGAGCAUGGCCAUUUGGACACUUUGAAGUGGGCGCGUGACAAUGGUUGUCCAUGGAAUGCAAGGACAUGCUUGGGUGCUGCUAGAGGAGGCCACCUGGAUGUGCUCCAGUGGGCUCAUGAAAACGGCUGUCCGUGGGAUGCGAGGACAUGCACCUAUGCCGCAGAGUACGGCCAUUUUGAAAUCUUGAAGUGGGCUCGUGAGAAUGGUUGUGCAGGGGAUGAGCGGACAUGUGAAUAUGCAGCUAUGGAGGGCCAUUUGGAUAUCUUGAAGUGGGCCCGUGCAAAUGGUUGUCCAUGGGACGAAAAUACAUGUGCGGUGUCGGCUGCAGCGCAAGGCCACUUGGACACUUUGAAGUGGGCUCGUGAAAACGGUUGUCCAUGGACAAAACGGAUAUGCGAGGCCGCUGCUUCAAAUGGACAGUUGGAAGUUGUAAAGUGGGCCCGCAAAAAUGGCUGCCCAUGGGACGAACACACAUGCUCUAAUGCCGCCACAGACGGCCAUCUGGAUUUUUUGAAGUGGGCCCGCGAAAACGGUUGUCCAUGGACCGAGAAGACGUGCAGCGCUGCUGCUGAAAAUGGCCACCUGGAAGUUUUAAAGUGGGCUCAUGAAAAUGGAUGUCCAUGGGGCCAACAGACAUGUGAUGUUGCUGCCCAAAAUGGCCGUCUGGAUAUUCUCAAGUUGAUGCAUGCCAAUGACUUCGGCGGGUUUCAGAACACAUACCAAAUCGCCGAGGCCAAUCAUCGUUCGGAUGUGAUUCAAUGGCAGAGGCAAACAUCUAGAGCGCGCAAUCAAAUAUGA
Messenger RNA from Seminavis robusta, 858 nucleotides. NCBI's taxonomy places the organism in Eukaryota, Bacillariophyta, Bacillariophyceae, Naviculales, Naviculaceae. The record is from the annotation of a GenBank genome assembly.